CACAUGCUCAUAUCAGUUAGCAAGUAGCGGCUUGAUAGCUCUCAGUCUGUUCUCAUUUCAGAGGCACUGUCGUUAUAUUACAUAUUAUUAUGUAUAUUACAUAUAAGUUUUACAGAGUCUUAUAAACCACCCUUCACUGAGGGUGACGCGUUUACAAGAAAGAUAUAAAAAUAUCUAAAUGUCUGGGUCGCUUCUAUUGUAGCUACAUUUCACGUAAGGAGUUCUGUGGGCACCAGCUUUUAAUAAAGUCUUACAAGAUCGUAAUAAUUAAAACCAAUAAUAAUUUUGACCAAGGUUAGUGGUGUGUAAGCUGUUUUCGCAUCCGAUCACCACUAAAAAUGUAAUGGGAUGAUCACUCAGAACAGAAGAAUGGAAAAACAAUAACACCAGCUCCAUUGGUUUAUCAUUGACAGCUAUGGAGUUUCUCCCAGUACUUGACCCUUUAGAUAAACCCAAAGAGGGAAUAUGGUAUUCUCUGAUACCCAGAGGAAGUGCUCCAGGUGUUAGUGUGGGUCACACUUGCACAUUUACUCCGUCUGAAGAAGGAGGGAAAGGAAGAAUCCUUAUUGUUGGGGGAGCCAACCCCAGUGGCAGUUUCUCACAUUCCCAUAUCAUAGAUCUAGAUAAUCAUGAAUGGGACAUUCCAGAGUGGGAGGGCUUGGAGGCACGAUAUGAACACUGCAGCUUUGUGCCAGAGAGCUGCCCACAGAGCCUGUGGGUGUUUGGGGGGGCACAGCAGAGCGGCAAUCGCAGUUGUAUCCAGAAUAUACAGUUAACAGGCAGUGGGUCCCACUGGAAAGAUGUAUCGGUAAAUGGGAAGCCCCCUUGUCCCAGGACAUACCACACCAACUCAGCCUGCCUUGGGAACAGAUUGUAUGUCUUCUCUGGUGGUGAAGCAGGAGCUGCACCUGUGUCAGACCAAAAACUUCAUGUCUUCGAUACAGUGUCUUCCACCUGGUCCCAACCAGAAACACAAGGCAGACACCCACCAGCCAGACACGGCCACAUAAUCGUAGCAGUGGGUGCAAAGAUCUACAUUCAUGGGGGCAUGGCUGGAGACAAAUUCCACAGUGACAUGUACUCUCUCGACACAGGGAGCAUGAAGUGGGAGGUAGUGAAGGCCAAAGGAGACAUCCCACCAGGAGUAGCAGCUCACUCAGCUGUGGCACUGGGAAAGAACAUCUACAUCUUCGGAGGGAUGACAGCAGAUGGAGCCAGCAACUCCAUGUACAGAUUCAACACUGACAAAAGUAGAUGGGUCCUAAUGAAAUUUGAAGGAGAUAUGCCACCCAACCGCCUAGACCACUCCAUGUGUUUACUGCCAUGGAAGGUGCAUGAUGAGGGGAAUGCCAGCAGCCCAGCAGCCUCAGAGACAAUACAUCUGGCCUUUGUAUUUGGAGGGAUGGACACUCAGGGUGUCAUACAUAAUGACUGUAUUGUUACAGUGGUGACAUGAUGUGCCUUGGUAUUGUAACAUUAACUUACUCAAGCUGUAAUAAAAUACUUAUCAAGUACUGCAUAA
Messenger RNA from Lates calcarifer (barramundi perch), 1522 nucleotides. It is a transcript of the gene rabepk, whose product is annotated as Rab9 effector protein with kelch motifs. Gene Ontology annotation, molecular function: protein binding. Bases 416 to 1456 code for a protein of 346 amino acids. The transcript has 7 exons. NCBI's taxonomy places the organism in Eukaryota, Metazoa, Chordata, Actinopteri, Centropomidae. The record is from RefSeq and is a predicted model, not a curated record.